CUUUCUCGGGCAGCCGCCCCGCCCGCCGCCAGCCCAGAGGCAGCGCACCGGAGCAGAGGCUUCUGCGAGAGCCCGGCGUGCUCCGAGCUCCGUGGGACCUGGACCGGCCCUGUGUCGCAGGGACGUCUUGGAUCCUCUGGCUUUGGAGGAUCCGCCGAGUGGGAGCCGCACGAGGCAGUGGCCACAAGUGAAGAGCCUGAUGUGCACAGCAGGUGUGAAAGCCAGGCUGGCAGCAGCUUGGGAGAUGAGGGUCUGUAUCCGGGGCCUGCGGCCACGGAUGUGCAGGUGGGUUUGAACCCUGCUGCACUGUGGCCACGGACUCACAGUCCCGAGAACAUGACAACAGCUCAGAAUGGCCAUGGGCGACUUGCUGCAAUCCCGUGUUCUGUCUCUGAUCCCAAAGACCCCAAAAUGGUGACCUACCCGGCGUGUCAGAAUGGAGGAUGCAGCAGUGGCUACUGCGGGGAGGCGGAAGCCCAGGAGGCCAGACUCAGCCCUGCUAAGCUCAUGCGCCUCUUCUCCGUGAGCAGGAAGAGGACCGGCACCAACCCGGAGAGGCCCCGCUCCAUGGUCUUGAUGGGAAAUUCCUCUACCUGGAAUGCCCUUGCCUCCUUUCGGAAAAUGGGAUCUUUCAAAAAACUGAAGUCCUCCGUCCUUCAAGGAAUUCAGAACCGAGAGGGGUCAGAUGUGGCAAAGGAAGACCCUCCAGAACGUGACCCAGGGAAACCCAUCCCAAACGGUGCUGCAAUCGGAAUGCAAACCAGCAGGUGCCCCAACUCGGGACCAGCAAGUGACGCCCCGAAGGCAGGGCCAGGGGGCGUGUCGGACUGCUCCGACCCGGAGGAGGCGGACGAUGCCUUCCAGAGGAGCACCCAUCGGUCCCGAAGCAUCCGCCGUGCCUAUGGCCUGGGCCGCAUCAGCCUCCUAGAUGGUGACAAGCAUCCAGGGUCCCAGAACCACGUCCGGCCGCUGGCCCCUGGCCCCCAGGAGCCCACCGUGUGUGAGAUCCUCGUGAAAGACUCCGAGAACAACAGCAUCAUCUACAGGAAAAGCAAGAGCACGGAUAACUUGAACUUUCUGAAGAAGAGCUCCUUCAAGCGGAAGUCCACCUCAAACCUCAUGGACCUCAAGGGGACGCAGGAAAAGCCAGCGCCCCGACGGACGCUAAGCAGUUCAUCGGCCGACUCGGAGAAGUUCGGUGGCUCCGAGAGGAGGACGAAGCGCUGGAAGAGCCCACUGCGGGCCAAGGACUUUGACCGCGUCCUGAGGUUUGUGAGCAGCGCCACGGACGCAGCCUGGAGGAAAGAGAGCCCCAGGAGCGGGGCGCCCUCGCCGGGCGAGGCGAGCCAGAGGCUGCAGGUGCACAGCCGGCUGCACGACGCUUACUCCCGCCGCGUGUCCAUCAGCGCGGAGCGUGAGUGGAGGAGGUGCGCAGGCGUGCCCGCCAGCUCCAGCUGCGGCUCGCCCGGGGCCCCAAGCCCCCGGGUGGACGUGGACACCGCCGUCUUUCCUCUGGAAGCCCCAGGCUCCUGGGCGGCAGAGAGUGCCCGUCCUUGCGCCGCCAGAGCCUCGUCGAGUCCGGUUGCCCAGGACUCCGACGAACGCCAAGCUGGUGGCCAGUGUACGUUCGAACCCGAGCAGCCGCUCAUCCCUCCAAGGCCUACCACGCCCAAGCCCCCUAGCCCCCACAGCCCAGGCGCGGGAAGUGCCGCGUGUCCCAACAGCCUCAGCGCGCUGUCCCUCAGUUCAGUGGACAGUGAAGAAAGGGCAGAGGGGCCUGUGACCUCCCGGGAUUCUGUGCAAGCCGCAUGUGACAAAGGCCGUGAGGACAGCGCCGGCAGCCACCCUCAGCUGAGCCCCCACCUGGCGUCGGGUGCAGAAGAAAGGAGGGAGGAGGUUGUGACAGAGGAAUCCUGGAGGCGGGACUCAUCUCGGGAUGAAGAAAGGACGGAGUCUCAGAGGAUCACCAGGAGGAAAUGGGGUUCUGGGAGAAGAGCAAGGCCCCGACCUCUCUCCGACUAUGGCCAGCUGGCCAACCGGAGUCUGUCUAUUCCUGAAGACUCAAUUGCUGUAGACCCCCAGAAAGAAGACUCUAUGGAGGGAGACCACCUGCCCAACACGGCCUCCACGAACACUACAGACCAGAGCGACACUGCAGACCGGAGCGCUGCUGUGGGCUGCCCCAAAGGAAGCUGGAGAAGACGCCCCAUAUCUGUGAUAGGCGGCGUCAGCUUCUAUGGGAACCGCCCGACAGAGGAAAUUGAGAGUCUUCUGACCCAACCAGCAGCCAGGCCUCCUGUGCCAGCCCACCGGGUGCUGCCCUACAAGGCGGUUUCGGCCCGCCUCCGGCCCUUCACCUUCUCCCAGAGCACCCCCAUUGGGCUGGACCGCGUGGGACGCCGGCGGCAGAAGCGAGCUUCCAAUGUCUCUUCAGAUGGAGGUACUGAGUCCACAGCCUUAGUGGAUGACAACGGCAGUGAGGAGGACUAUAGCUAUGAAGACCUGUGUCAGGCCAACCCCAGAUACCUACAGCCAGGCGGGGAGCAGCUGGCCAUCAACGAGCUGAUCAGCGAUGGCAGUGUGGUCUGUGCAGAAGCCUUAUGGGACCACGUGACCAUGGAUGACCAGGAACUAGGCUUCAAGGCAGGAGAUGUCAUCCAGGUCCUGGAAGCCUCUAACAAGGACUGGUGGUGGGGCCGGAAUGAGGACAAGGAGGCCUGGUUCCCCGCAAGCUUUGUCAGAUUGCGUGUCAAUCAGGAGGAGCUGUCGGAGAAUUCCAGCAGCACCCAGGGCGAGGAACAGGAGGAAGAUGCCGGCAAGAACCGCCACAAACACUUGGAGAACAAGCACCAGAUGAGGACCAAUGUCAUCCAGGAGAUCAUGAACACUGAGCGCGUGUACAUCAAGCACCUCAAGGACAUCUGUGAGGGCUAUAUUCGACAGUGUCGCAAGCACACGGGAAUGUUCACUGUUGCACAACUAGCCACCAUUUUUGGAAACAUUGAAGAUAUUUACAAAUUCCAAAGAAAGUUCCUGAAAGACCUUGAGAAACAGUACAAUAAAGAGGAACCUCAUUUAAGUGAAAUAGGAUCCUGCUUUCUUCAACAUCAAGAGGGCUUCGCCAUCUAUUCCGAGUACUGUAACAACCACCCUGGCGCCUGCGCAGAACUGUCCAACCUGAUGAAGCAGGGCAGGUACCGACACUUCUUCGAAGCGUGCCGCCUACUCCAGCAGAUGAUCGACAUCGCCAUCGACGGCUUCCUCCUCACGCCAGUGCAGAAGAUAUGCAAGUACCCUCUGCAGCUGGCCGAGCUGCUCAAGUACACCACGCCGGAGCACAGUGAUUACAACAACAUAAAGGCAGCCUACGAAGCCAUGAAGAACGUGGCCUGUCUGAUCAAUGAGCGCAAGCGCAGGCUGGAAAGCAUAGACAAGAUAGCGCGGUGGCAGGUGUCCAUCGUAGGCUGGGAGGGGCUGGAUAUCCUAGACCGCAGCUCCGAGCUGAUCCAUUCUGGGGAGCUGACCAAGGUCACCAGGCAUGGCAAGAGCCAGCAGCGGACGUUCUUCCUGUUUGACCACCAGCUGGUGUCCUGCAAGAAGGACCUGCUGCGCAGGGACGUGCUCUACUACAGAGGCCGCACGGACAUGGAUGACGUGGAGCUCGUGGACCUGGAGGACGGCCGGGACAAGGACUGGAACCUCAGCGUGAAGAACGCCUUCAAGCUCGUCAGCAAAACCACGGAUGAGGUUCAUCUGUUCUGUGCCAGAAAGCAAGAGGACAAGGUGCGGUGGCUGCAGGCCUGCGAGGACGAGAGGCGGCGCGUGCGGGAGGACCGCGAGAUGGGAAUGGAAAUUUCAGAAAAUCAAAAGAAACUCGCCAUGUUAAAUGCUCAAAAGGCGGGACAUGGAAAGUCAAAAGGCUACAGCGGAUGCCCCGUGGCCCCGCCGCACCAGAACCUGCACCCCCUUCACCAGCGCCACGUCACCGUGCCCACCAGCGUCCCUCAGCAGCAGGUGUUUGCCCUGGCAGAGCCCAAGAGGAAGCCAUCGCUCUUCUGGCACACGUUCAACAAACUCACCCCUUUCAAGAAAUGAAAACCGGAGGCCACACGUUGGCUGAGGUGUCUGUAAAGAGGAGAACCAUUUCUGUUUCUCUGUGCUCAACCCAGUGCUGAGAAUUUCUUUCGGGGACCAGUGAAGAAUAGAAGUCUUGGACGUGACCGAGGUGCCUCUGAAGACCCAGCUCCUCCUUGGAAGGGAGAUGGAGGUCAUGGUGCACGGCCUUGAUGUCCAUGAGAUCGCUCUGGGCCCUGUGCCAAGAUGGCUGGGCCUCAGGAACCAGUGACCUGCUCUGCGGUGAUGCUGAGCAGUGACCCCAGUGGGCAUCACUGAUGAUGGGCACACGCCCUGUUGCCGUUCCUGAGGAGGGACUCGAUGACAAUGCCACUUUGGCAUGUGGAUUCGAAGGGGACAGUCGUGAUGGGGUUGGUACAGUAACAUCUCACCAGCACGGACAAGCUAUUCCUGUCUUCACAGUGUUAGGCGACUUAGCACCUCAGUGCAGAUGGCUGUGGUGUCCCCUGGUGUCCUCUGAAUUGUUACCAAGUGGUAGUGCCAGCUUCCCCUGGCAAGAUGCGUCCCCUACAGGCUAGAGGGAGAAGCGUGUUGAAUCCCUUCUGGGGAACAUGGUCCGGGGGACUUCAGCAUCCUGAAGAUGCAGCUGCUUUCCAGGGAGAAAGCGUGAAAUCCUGCCACAGGGUAGACUGUCCUCAAGGCAGGUCCCUUCCUGCCGGUGUGUACAGCAUGUGACUCCAUGGGCAGAAAUCACACCUGUGUGCACGUUGUGACCUAAGGAAUUAAUCAGACCUAUCUAUUUGCAGUAUAGAAACCCAUUUACUUUAAUUAUCUGAUACAAACGAAACAUGCACAUGCACCUGUGGAAGGACAUCUCAGAGCAUCAGUGCACUUUCCCACCAGUAGUUUCUGGAGUCCCCACCAGAAUAAGUAAUUAAGUUACAGUGACCCGAACAUUCCACCAAGAAAACAUGUGGUUCAGAGUAGCCCACCUUCCUCAGGAUUCGAAGCUGACUUUGUUGCAUAAGCCCCAAACAGUAGUGCUAACCCCGCCCUUAUUAAUCUGUCAGGAGGGUUCUGAAGAUUCAUUCUUUAUUAAGAGACCUUAACAACAAUACAUCUAGACUCAGACAUAGCGGUCUGUUCUAACGAAGGCCACAUGGGCUGAUAUCUGGCGAUAGUAAUCUCCUCGUUGUCUAUAUUGUAAGUGUUGAUGAAAAUAACUUUUAAAUAUGUCUGGAGACGACAAGUUCUGCAAGGGAGAGGCCUUUUAAAUGUACUUAGUGCACUGUGGAUAUUGUCAUAUCCACACUUUGGUUUUCUAUGUGAGAAUCCCCUUUUUGUACACUACUCAGAGUCCUGUUUUCCAGUAGGCCUGUGCUGGAGAAUAAACAAACCUGUAACAUCCUAGACGAAGGUAGAAACUGUACCUCCAAGUGUCUGGUCCCUCCUCCCUCCACCCCCACCAUCCCCCCUACCCAGGGUCGGUCCCGAAGGAGGUGACAUCCCACAUCAAGAAGACCUAAUUCUGGACAUCUGGGUGGGCCUUAGAGAAUUACCUGGAAAUGUUGUCAGGUCUGCCCCCAUGAUGUGCUCACUUGGACAUAGGACGGCUACAAGGUGGUGCUGCCCUGGCCUCCCUGAUACCCAGUGUCCCAGGAUAGAGGCUGCUUCUGUGAGGAAGCUUCCAGGAGGUGCUGUGGCUCCGAGUGUAAGAGCGCGCACAUGCGUGCGCGUGUGUGUAUACAUGCACUUGUUUCUUUUGUGGAUAGACCUCUUGAUUUUAGUUGCAUUUAUAUAACUGACCUAAAAUUUUUACCAAGAACAUAUAAUGACCUAUUUUGAAAAUUACACUUAAAAUGCUUUUUGUGGACCCCUCAGCAGUAACUAGGAGUCUCUGUGCUAAACAGAGUUGUUUGUAUAUGCAACAAUUUUGAAUAUUUUUUUAAUACAAGAAAAUUAGGGAAGAAAAGAGAACCAUUUGCUUAUGUUCCAUUUUCAGUGAGGAGUCAAUUCAAGUAAAGAACCACUUAAUGGGCUUCCAUUUACUAAUGUUUCCAAAGGUGCAAUGAAGUGAUUUAAGUUCUGUGACCAGUCCCACUGUAUUUCCUAUCAGAGCCCUGACUUCUGGUUGCCACCUGUCCCUCCAGGGACUCUCCAGAAAUAGCAGGAAGCUUGGGCACCAGCGCCUGGACAAUGCCCAGCACCGCCCCGUGAGCUCCAUGCAGGAUGGGGGGGUGGGGUCAUUUGAUCCCAACCCACCCUAAGUAGGUUCUGCUUGGCCUUCUCUGGUGAUUUUGAAAAGUGAGAAAAUUUUUUAAGAAGGUAGAAUGCCUUUUACUUCUUUUAAAUCUGUUUGUCUAGUUUGAGUUUUAUUACCAGAUGCAUGAGUUUGAUAAAGAAUAGAUGGCUCAGUAUUCUAAUUUUAGGUUUUUCCACUUUCCUUCUUGAUGUAAGUCCUGUGCUCCACUUGAAAAGAACACAAGAGAAAUAAACCAAGAGCCCCCAAAUGGAUUUUGUAUGGAUUUCUUGGGAAUCUUGGUUUCUCCCUUUUUCCUCAUUUUAACCUCAUAUUGCAUAAUAUGGAUGCCCCCACCACACACACACACGCACUCUCUCUCACACACACACACAAAGAUAGCAAAACACUUUGACAAAUCUCAAUUUAUUAUUUAUGUUUCAGAACCUGUUGGAAGACAGUUGAAAUGGCCUUGGCCUUGGGUCAAAAAACAACCUUCUCGAUUUCCGUCGUACCUAAAGUGCACAACCACCUUGCAAUAAAUC
Lontra canadensis (Northern American river otter) is the source of this 6858-nucleotide messenger RNA. RefSeq names its product spermatogenesis associated 13 (gene SPATA13). Gene Ontology annotation, biological process: filopodium assembly; lamellipodium assembly. The coding region runs from base 337 to 4095 and encodes 1252 amino acids. The record is from RefSeq and is a predicted model, not a curated record. NCBI's taxonomy places the organism in Eukaryota, Metazoa, Chordata, Mammalia, Carnivora, Mustelidae. Gene Ontology annotation, cellular component: cytoplasm. Gene Ontology annotation, molecular function: guanyl-nucleotide exchange factor activity; protein binding. The transcript has 13 exons.